AUGCAGCGUUGGCUGGAGCCGAGCGUGCAGAGCAAGGCGAGCUUCGAGGAUGACGGACUGGUGCGCUACGGUGUGGUCGAGAACAUGGCCCCCUUGGGAAGUCUGCCAAAACCCAAGAAGACGGGACCUGAAACGAGUUCUGGUGUCAAGAGAAUUAUAUUGAGGCCGUCAGGGGCAAGUGCUGCCAAAAAUGCAGCGCUCAUCACCGCGACCGACCCAGUGGUGGAUGUUGACGUGGAUGUGGACGCGGAUGUGGAGGCGGAGACAGAUGUUGCGAUUACGGCCAGAGCGGCAAACUCUUCCCCUCCACCUGUCACCCUACCUCCUACACCGCCACGGAGGAUUUCCAUUGUUCUCAAAGACGCCGCAGCAGCAGCUGACGACGAGAACGACGAAGAUUACGAUCCGAGUCGGCCGAAACGACGCCAAUCUGGUCGUAUAUCUCUGGGAAAGCGGACACGGCGCUCUUCAGCCGGCCACCGGAGCUCUAUUGUGACUAAGCCAGCAGCAAAGGGGACAAAAGAGCGCAGAGGAUCUGAGAAGGGAAUCAAGGCAGCCACGCCAGUAGCCAAAGCGGAGAUCACAAACGUGAUCAAGGAUUCUGAAGAGGAAGAAGACGAGGAGGUGGUGGCAGAGGCAGAGGCAGAGGCAGACGCAAUCAAGGCAGAAGCGACUAUUCACGCAGCUGAACCGGUGGAACCCGAAGAUAAAGAAUUUGCAGACAAGGUUAUCGAGGCUGCGGUGGACGAGGCCCUCAAACACUACCGAUACCCGACCGCGUGGGCGCUGCGGACUCUCUACGACGAAAAGUCGAGUGACCCCAAGUUCGUUGCCAUGGUUGAGGACGUCUUCACACAAACGGCUGAUGAGGCUACGAUGCGCAAAUUUUCUAAACAAAUGGAAAAGAAGAAGCGAGAAGGCAAGAAGGACAACCAAGGAUGCUAUUAUUUUAUCCCCCCGACCACCAACAGCAGAUUCACUCCCCACAAACCCAAGGCAGCACCGUAUGCAAAGUUGCUGCUUCACAAUCAAGUGGAGGAGGUGGUCGAGGUUGCAGACGUUGAGACAGAUCCUGAGACCGAGGAGCAGUUUGUCGAUGAAGAGGAGGAGGAGAAAGGGCAGAGCAAUCAGCCGCCAGCUCGAGCUGCCAAGAGGGCAAAGACAUCGCAUUCUCGCACUCACUCUUCUUCUCAUCCAUCUCAAUUUCAAGCACAGGCUCAGGCAACCCGCAACACACCACGAAAAAUGUCUUCAGACAACCUACCUCAAACGCCCUCGCGCAAGCGAAACAGGCGAGAUUCAGCUUCAAGCGACUCAUCUCUCUCAUCAGCUCUCAGCCUAUCGUCGCCUGAGGCCAUGAUGGGCAGCCCCAGCCCGGUUCGUCGAGGGGGUACAGGUCGCCCUGGACCACCUGGACCCGACUCCAGUGAUGCGCCAAAACCUCGGCCAAUCACCACCCGCCGCAAAUCAAUCGCCUCCAAGACAAGUACUACUACCAGUACCAAGUCCAAGCCUAAGACCAAGGCCGGUACCAAGACCAACAAGUCUACUACUAAGCAGCAGCCAUCAUCACCCACCAUUCCCACCUCAAACACCAACAUUCACACUCACACUCACAUCAACACCAGCAAUCACAUCAACGCUGAUGCACCUGCAAGUGCGACCAUCAGCGUGAGUGCCGACGCCAGUAUGCCAGGAAGGGUUCCUGCUGCACAAAUCUUUCCCAAUCUGCCUACAAAGCCCAAGACAGCAAAGAACAAGGCAUCAUCUGCCCCUGCUGAUGACGCUCGUGCCAGUCAUGAUAACGACGAGGCAUUUUGGGACCGGAGGCGCGAUGCGCAAAAGUUUGCCAACAGCGUCAUGGCCCAGGAAAGCUCUGUUCGGGGAGGAGAAAUCGAUGAGGACCUCUUCACGACUCCGGCAAAAUCGACGAGGAAGACGCGUCAAUCCGCCGCUGCCUCUACGGCAACAACGAGGUCUACGCGGUCGGCUAGCAAGAGACCUCACGAUGAGAUCGACGCUAUCGUGUCGCCUGUUGCGUGGUCUUUUCAGCGUGAUGAGAGGGACAGCUCAGCCGGAGGAUCACGGGCUGCAACGCCCACGCUACGUCCCCCCAAGAAGCCGAGAACUGGCCUUCGUGUCAAGUCAUCGUAA
This is a messenger RNA of Fusarium graminearum PH-1, 2154 nucleotides long. RefSeq lists its product as uncharacterized. Bases 1 to 2154 code for a protein of 717 amino acids. Lineage: Eukaryota; Fungi; Ascomycota; Sordariomycetes; Hypocreales; Nectriaceae. The record is from RefSeq and is a predicted model, not a curated record. The transcript has a single exon.